Molecule: messenger RNA, 2850 nt
Organism: Alternaria viburni
Lineage: Eukaryota; Fungi; Ascomycota; Dothideomycetes; Pleosporales; Pleosporaceae
Exons: 7
Coding region: 1-2850 (949 amino acids)
Source: RefSeq, a predicted model, not a curated record
AUGGUCAAAAUCGCAAUCGCAGGCGGUGCUGGAAACGUAGGGCAAGAGUGCAUCGAUGCUCUUCUCGCCACGAAGAAGCACGAGAUUGUGGUUUUCACACGCAAGGAUGUCCCCGCCGAGACAACCGACUCGCCCGUCAAACUAGUGAAAGCCAACUACGAAGACGUGGCUGAACUGACUAGUCAUCUACAAGGCGUAGACGUAGUACUAUCUUUCAUCGCGCCACUGGACCUGCAACAAGGGGUUACCUUCCAGAAGAAUCUCAUCGAUGCCUCAAUCAGGGCUGGUGUAAAGCGUUUCGUACCCAGCGAAUGGGUCUCAUCUACCUUAGAGCACACGCCGUGGUAUUCGUUCAAGGACACGAUACGCGAAUACCUAGCCGAGAUCAACAAAGACAGAAAAGUCAUCGAGUACACUCUUUUCCAGCCUGGUCUCUUUUCCAACUACUUAACCGUUCCAUACAAGUCAGCCAAACAUCUCACGCCGCUCCGGAUGAUUUACGAUUUCGAGAAUCGUAGGGCCAUCAUGCGAGAAGGCGGGGAUGACGAUACCAUCGUCUUGACUACGGUACAAGAUCUCGCCGGCGUUGUCGCGCGGGCAAUCGAUUACGAGGGCGAAUGGCCGGUCGUGGGCGGCAUUCGAGGCUCGCGCAUCUCCAUCAAGGAGCUCAUUGCUCUUGGCGAAGAAAUAAGAGGUGGACCCUUUGCCAUCGAAAGACUCUCCAACGAGGACUUGAAAAACGGGAACUGGACUGCCUCCUGGUUACCGGAAUUUGAACAUAAUGCCGUCCCACCGGCGAUGGCUGGGGAGAUGGCAAAAAUGGUACUGAUUGGCUUCACUAAGGCUUUUGGGGCAGGUGCCUUCGAUGUGGGAGAUGAAUGGAACCGAUUGUUGCCCGAUUAUGAGUUCACGGAUGAGUUUGCGGAUGAACCGAAUGAGAACAAGAGAGGAGAUGCUGGAUUAGAGACGCGUUUGGGUCGGGUGGAGACGUUGCUUGAGCGACUUAUUGGAUCGUCGACAGACAGGCGCCACGACAUUGCUGACGAGUAUCCGGGAACUGCAGUCCUGGAGAGACUGAGGAGCACAAUAGAUCACACAAGAAACAUCAACAUCACAUCAUCCACCUCCACAGAAACCACAUCAUCGAUUACAGAUCUAUCGCAACAACCAGAACAAGCACUUGGCGAUAUAUACACUGGUAUAUCGCGAGACCUCGUCGCAGCAUGGCCCACAGCCCAAGAUAUCGACUACAUCUGCAAGCUACCUGUCAGCAUCUCCACGCACAUGCACAUGAAAUUAACGACAUCCUCUGCCAAUCUGAUGAACCAGGUUCCAGAUAGCCCACGAACGAUAUUGCAGCUACCACCACCAGGAUCGCAUCCAGUACUGAUAGCGCGGAAACUCCUUCUACUCAGCAACAUAGUGCAGGGCGCACUAUCCGAUGACUGUAUACCCAGAAGCCAGCGUGAGCAUCUCAGUAAAGUCAUGGCACAUGCCAUGGACACAGCAACACGGCUGGUGACAUCCAAUGACGAGCUAACCGCCUCUGUCGAGGGCGUCGAAUGCAUCAUGAUCGAAGCCAUCACCCAGAACUACGCUGGGAACCUGCACCGCGCGUGGCUGACUGUGCGCCGCGCCGUUGCCGUAGCGCAGAUGUUGGGUCUGCAUCGUGGUAAUGCUAAGCGAGCUUCUAUCAAGGUGAUGGAUCCCAAGACGCGCGAGGGCCUCGAUCCAGACCAGCUGUGCUGUCGUAUUGUGGAGAUGGAUCGCUACCUCUCGUUGACACUGGGGCUGCCGCAGUCUUCGCUGCAGACAGUCGGGCUGAGCGCUGAAGUUAUAGCAAAGUGCCAUCCGCUGGACCGCAUCGCGAGGCUGCAAUGCGUCAUUGGCGAUCGUAUAUUGGCGCGUAAAGUAGGAGAGCCGCGCGAUGUUACGGAGAAAAGGGUCCGGGAAAUUGACGACUUGUUCAAGGAGGUGACAGAGCUGAUGCCGUCGGACUGGUGGCUUAUUCGAGACUUUGACAACAAGGACGGGGGCGAUUCGGACCCAAUGCAUGAGGUUACAAGGAAUAUGUAUCAGCUGUCGCACUUCUACCUCGUUAUACGCCUGCAUCUACCGUAUGUCCUUCGCUCGUCGGGCGACGAUAGGUGCGAAGAAAGUAAAGCGACAGCUGUGCAUGCUGCCCGCGAAAUCAUGAGUCGAUAUAUCGCGUUUCGCAAGUGGAAACGCGGUCCGUAUUAUUGCAGAGGAGUCGACUGUCUGGCUUUCGUCGCCCUCAUGGUGCUGUGUUUGGCCCAUAUCGAUUCGCAGAACCAAUCGAUGAUUCGGCACAAAGCACUUUUCGAUCAUAGCCGUCCGAGCGAUCGCGCUUUGAUGGAGCGAACGGUCAAGGUAUUGGGGGAGAGGAGCGACGAUGCUCUCGCCACGAAGCUAUCGAGUAUCAUACAGUAUCUUCUCGACGCCGAAGCGGCAUCGGCAAAUGGGACUGGCUACAACACUUCGGCUAGUGAGACAGACGAUGGGAUGGCGACGGAGUUUGAUGGCCAGUUCAUGGACGCUGAGAAGGCGGUCUUGCAGCUUCACUUACCGUAUUUUGGCACCAUCAGCCUACAGCGCAGGCUAGCCUCCGAUAUCCCGUUGGCUGAGGAGAUGCUGUCUAUUCAGGUAGCUGACCAGACACAGUCAUCACUCACGGAGUGGGACAAUCGGUGGUCGUUCCUUGAUUUGUCGAACGAUGCGGAGGCGCUUGAUGACUGGACACUGCAGAGCAUCAACGAAGGUCUUUUCGGGGGACUGCUUGGCGUGCUGGGAGACGUGGAUUUCGACCCUGGGCUGCCUGCAGAUAUAUAG